Messenger RNA from Panthera uncia (snow leopard), 4949 nucleotides. It is a transcript of the gene SUOX, whose product is annotated as sulfite oxidase. The record is from RefSeq and is a predicted model, not a curated record. Lineage: Eukaryota; Metazoa; Chordata; Mammalia; Carnivora; Felidae. Gene Ontology annotation, cellular component: mitochondrion. Bases 2470 to 4104 code for a protein of 544 amino acids. The transcript is spliced from 4 exons. Gene Ontology annotation, molecular function: oxidoreductase activity; heme binding; molybdenum ion binding.
GGGUGUGGUCUGUGGACCUCUGGGCAAACAAUUGAUGAGACUGGAAGGAAAGGUAUUUGUGAAUCCUUUGAAGUAUUCUGCAAAAGUUUAUAUGCAUUUCUCCAGGGAAAGUGUGCCUUGCUUGCCUUGCUAGUAUCUUAGAGGGGUCCGUGACCUAAAGAAGGUUAAAGAAAGCACUAAAUUUGUAUUUUUAAUUGAUCAUUUCCACCCCAACAGGAAAGUUUCUCCUAGAUCUGCUCUUGUUUGCUACUGUACUUGAAGCCCUUCAGUCCAUCACAGUCUAAAUGAAGGUGGGUGGGAGAGAAUGACACAGAGAAAGAUCAGGCAUGGUUGCAGAAGUACAGGAAGAAGGACUGGUGCCAGACAGAGCUGGCAUUACAAUCCCAUCUACCAACUUAUCAGCUGCGGCCUUGACCUAGGUACUUAACUGCUCUCUGCCUCAGUUUCUUCUUCUGUAAAAUGAAGAAAAGUUGAGGUUCAAAGGUCAAUUGUGUAAAGUAUGUGUGGAGCACACAAGAUGACACUGUUAUUAUGGAGAAGUCUUAUCCUGCAGCCUCAGACAGUCCCUAACUGAUUUCUCUGUAUUCUUGGUCUGAGCCCAAUUUUCAAGGCUGGUAGGAUAGGUUGGGCAUCAGACCUCUCCGAUGAUUUAAUUGAACACGGUUGAGUUGGAAUUUCCAAAACCCUCAGGGCCAAACUCACCUUUUCACUGUCAAUUCCCCUUUCCUUCUGUCUCUUAGUACUCCCCCCAGGGCUCAAUGAUUCUUGACAAAAGCUCUAGUUCACUUUAGGAGAGCAGAAAGGGAGAGGAAAUGAUCUUCCAAAAUUAAAGAUGAAGACCUUCACUUAGUAAGGUUGUAGUUCAACCUUUUGGCCUCUAGAGGGCAGUGUGGACACGUUCGCCUCAGGUUCACAGCCAGCCAAUAACAAAGUAAGUUUUCAGUACUGCACCAAAGGAUGAAAGGAUAAUGGCAAACGUAUUCUUAGUGCUCUCCACUGUGUGAUUAUGAGCGAUUAUAAUCUUUAUACUUGGGGGUAUUAAAAUAUUGUUCUAGUUAUGACAAUGAUUUUUUAAUUGGCUUAACUAAAAAAAAGUCGGUAUUUGUAUUGUUCCAUACUUUGGGAAGAAAAUAGACAUGUCCAAGGGAACUAGUCUUUGAACCACUAUUUAAGCCUCGUUUCUGUAUUUAUUCUUGGAUAUAAGAGAAUUGAGCGCUUGACCUUGUUUUCACUAAAAGGCAAACCGGGCUGUUUUAGUUGCAACACAUGUUUGUCAAAAACAGGGUAGAGGUGGAGCUCACAGCUGGGAGAAUGCCGGCUGGAUUCCCAGGCCUUCUCAGUGAACGCACCUUGUGUCACAGCCGUAGGGGCAGGGCGGGGGCGUCUCAAAACCUCCCACCUCUCAGCCCAAGCUUUGGAGUCCUCGUCACCUUCCACUGCCCAGUUCUGGACAACAGUGAGAGUCCCAUUCCUUGUCGAGCGGGGACUGGAAACAAAAAACAGCCAGUCUUAGCUCCGAGCCCUCGUGGCACCCCUCCUGCCUCCGCCUCCAGAAGGAGGGCACAGCAGCUUGCAGGCGCGCGGCCAGCCAAUGGCUGGGGGACGAACAGAAAGGCGAGAGUGCUCCUUCACUCGGCCCCAACGUCACGAUGCUGGCCCCGCCCCUUCGCCAGCAGUCUCUGGGAGCCGGGCGGGUGAGCCAGCCGCCCUGCGGACGCCUGACGCCGAACCCGAACCCGGUAAGGGGGCUGGGGACUGGGAGUGGGAGGAGGAGGAGGAGGAAGGACUGGUAACCUGGGAGAUGGCCAGGGCCUUGGGGCCCGGGGGUGCUCCGAACCCCAUGGGUUCGAACAAAAACCCACUACCACCUCCACUCCCGCUGCUCCUCUUAGGAGCGCAGUGUGUUGCUACGAGACACUCUUGUACCAGCUGCUGGGCAAUGGCAUUGGACUGGGUGCUUGUGCUCUGGAGUUGGACAUAUCCUCCUACCUAAAGUGCCCCCCGGGGGGUGAGGCGUCACCACCCGCAAAAGGGAGGUGGCGUCUGUUUUGGAGCAGAAGGCUGCUUCUCCCAAACCUGGGACACUGGGUUUACCAAGUUUACCCGCAAGUCAGUCCUACCUGGACCACUCCCGUCUGGUUCAAGUGGGCUGCUGGGACUAAGGGCAGGUGGGAGGGAGAGUGAGGAUCCCAUGGCCCAGGAGUAAAAUGCAGACUGCUCCUGUUCCUAUCUCCCUCACAGUUUCUCGGCCUGCCCCCCUUUUUAGCAUUUCGCCAGCAAUUGGGACUCUUCUUACUCUUCCUGGAUUUGGCCUUCCUGGGGUCAGUGAGCUGCUCAAUGCUGUGAGGAACGAACUGCUGCAGGGCAGAGAGGGGAAAAAUUACUUCUUUAGCCCACUCCCUGACACCAAAGCCAUUAACUUCUCCAUUUGCUGAGUUCACGGGAAUGGCAUAGACAAGGUCUGUCACAAUGCUGCUGCACAGGGCUGUGAUCCCCCAUCUCCGACAGGCCUGCAGACUCAAGUCAGCCCCCUCAAGGCUCUAUAUUCGGGCUUGCUCUACAGAUGAUUCACUUCAGCCCCAGUGCCCCAGCCUUGCCUUCUCUGGUGAUAACUCCAGCACCGGGGGAUGGAAAGUCAUGGGGACUCUGCUAGGCCUGGGUGCAGUGUUGGCCUAUCAUGACCACCGGUGCAGGGCUACUCAGGAGUCACCACACGUAUACACAAGAGAGGAAGUGAGAUCUCACAGCAGCCCUGAGACUAGGAUCUGGGUGACUCUGGGCUGUGAGGUGUUUGAUGUUACAGAAUUUGUGGACUUACACCCUGGGGGGCCAUCAAAGCUGAUGCUAGCAGCAGGGGGUCCUCUAGAGCCCUUCUGGGCCCUCUAUGCUGUUCAUAACCAGCCCCAUGUGCGUGAGAUGCUGGCUCAGUACAAGAUUGGGGAGCUGAGCCCUGAAGAUAAGGUACCUUCCACCUUGAAGACCUCUGACCCCUACAUUGAUGAUCCCGUACGUCACCCAGCCCUGAAGGUCAACAGCCAGCGCCCCUUUAAUGCAGAGCCCCCCCCUGAACUUCUGACGGAAAACUAUAUCACACCUAACCCUAUCUUCUUCACCCGGAACCAUCUGCCUGUACCUAACCUGGACCCAGAAACCUAUCGUCUGCAUGUAGUAGGGCCACCUGGGGGUCAGUCACUGUGCCUAUCCCUGGAUGACUUGUACAAGUUCCCCAGACACGAGAUCACUGUAACUCUGCAGUGUGCUGGCAACCGGCGCUCUGAAAUGACUCAGUUCAAAGAAGUGAGAGGUCUGGAGUGGAAUAUCGGGGCCAUUAGCACUGCACGCUGGGCUGGGGCACGCCUUUGUGAUGUGUUAGCCAAGGCUGGUCACCAACUCUGUGAAACUGAGGCCCAUGUCUGCUUUGAGGGACUGGAUUCAGACCCCACAGGGACUGCCUAUGGAGCAUCCAUCCCUCUGGCUCGGGCCAUGGAUCCUGAAGCUGAGGUCCUGCUGGCAUACGAGAUGAAUGGGCAGCCUCUGCCUCGUGACCAUGGCUUCCCUGUGCGAGUGGUUGUUCCUGGUGUGGUGGGUGCCCGCCAUGUCAAAUGGCUGGGCAAAGUGAGUGUGGAACCAGAGGAAAGUUACAGUCACUGGCAGCGGCGGGAUUAUAAAGGCUUCUCUCCAUCUGUGGACUGGGACACAGUAGAUUUUGACUCAGCUCCAUCUAUUCAGGAACUUCCUGUCCAGUCAGCCAUCACAGAACCCAAGGAUGGGGAGACAGUACAAUCAGGGGAGGUGACUAUCAAGGGCUAUGCAUGGAGUGGUGGUGGGAGGGCUGUGGUCAGGGUGGAUGUGUCUCUGGAUGGGGGCCUAACCUGGCACGUGGCAGAGCUGGAUGGAGAGGAACAGCGUCCCCGAAAGGCCUGGGCCUGGCGACUAUGGCAGCUGCAAGCCCCUGUGCCGGCUGGGAGAAAGGAAUUGAACAUUGUUUGUAAAGCUGUAGAUGACAGCUACAAUGUGCAACCAGACACCGUGGCCCCAAUCUGGAACCUGCGAGGUGUGCUCAGCAAUGCCUGGCACCGUGUCCAUGUCCAUGUCGCGCCAUAAGAAGGUGAAAUGGAAUUACCUACUCCCCAGAAUCAUCAUCUCAACCCCUUUCCACACACAUCCUUUUGCCUUGUUACCACAGGAAAACCUUUCCUUCCACCUCCACUUCUUGGAUCACAACCCUAUACUAUGCCUUCCUAAACCACACACAGAUAUGCACAUUGCACAUUUCCACCCAGACACCAGCUCUCCUUUGACACUAUGUUACAUAUUCCUAUUAUGCCAGAAGUUGAGAGCUGUUGAAGAUGGAGGCUAGAAGUGGGAAAUUUCUGUAAACAAGCACUCUUCUCCUCCUACUCCACCUCCACUUCUAGUGUCUAUCAUCACUUUAUUUUGCUUUUCCUCUUGGGAGUCUUCAGAAAAUGUGUGUGGAUAUGUGUACAAAAAGUGUAUAUGCAACUUUCUACUGACUUUCUGGUUGCCAGGGGUCGUGAGAGGUGCAAUCCUGCCCCUUUAUAGUUCCACUUUUCUAAACGCAUCAAUAAAGUAUCUGUUUAAGACACAACUCCGAAAAAAGAAAAGAUUAUGACUUUGGGGACUUCUUGAGGCUGGAGCGUGAGCAUAUUGCAGGAGGGAGGUGCACUGGUACUGGGAUAUGUAGUGAGAUAAUCCCAAACAAGGUGGGGGGGGGGGGGAAAGGGAAGUAGGUGCAGGGAAGUCAAAAAGUGGGGCUUCCUUCUCCGAGGUCCGCCAGUAUCUGUAGCGUUGCUUAGGUGACUCACCUAAGAAUACCCUCAAGAGAGAUUUUUUUAAAUGGCAUUGUUAAGCUCCUCCCGCCCCUCCCCAUUUCUAAACACUUGGCAGGAAAAGCAAAGAAUUCUAAGAGGCUAAAAUCAAUAUUGCCA